AUGGUCAGAUUACAAAUUAUCACCGAGACUAAAGCGCGAGUGGAGGAGCGGUUGAAACACUAUAAUCCAGUGAUACCUCAACAUCGUCAGACGAUCCUCUGCUCCCGCUUUAUACUUCGAAAGCUUGACUUUGUCACCCGGCUACAGUGGUUUUUGUUUCAGCGCCCAGGACCACGCGAAGACUUUGCGACGGAGGAGAACCUCGCUGAGGCACUCGAGAUCCUAGGGCCGAGACUCUUCAACGAAGAAGACCUGUUGAAGCAAUUCGCGUGGGCAAGGAAGGCCUAUCCACAAUAUCAUGUUAUGAUGUAUAUUCUGUGGCAUCUGUGUAUUAAACCCGAGGGCCCCAAUAUUGAGAGGGCAUGGGAAGCGGUCGAAACCCUAUCCUUUCGCGAGCUUUGGGAUGAGUCCACCCAAGGGUUUGGAUCCAAGUCGGCAGUGUUGGCGGCCCUUGAAACCAAAGCCGUGUUCGUGAGAAAAAAGAUUGAAACCUUGAACCCAGAAGGGAACACUAGAAAUAGUGAGAGUCAUUCGGCCUUAGUAUCGGGAGAAGCAGGACAAGGCGCAUCUGAGGAUGAAGUGCAUUGGGCAUCUCUGCUCGGAGAUAUGGGCUGUGGGGAGCUUGAUUUCGAUGUCGCCAUCGAUGAGUGGCCAAACUGGGCAACAAUAGUUCAGAGUUUCCAGCCUGACGGUCAGAUCUUCCCCGGUAUAUUGCCACAAAGCUGGUAG
Rhinocladiella mackenziei CBS 650.93 is the source of this 729-nucleotide messenger RNA. RefSeq lists its product as uncharacterized. The coding region runs from base 1 to 729 and encodes 242 amino acids. The record is from RefSeq and is a predicted model, not a curated record. NCBI's taxonomy places the organism in Eukaryota, Fungi, Ascomycota, Eurotiomycetes, Chaetothyriales, Herpotrichiellaceae. The transcript has a single exon.